AUGGCAGCAGCAACUCAAAGACUGGCAACUCUGUGGAGGCGAGGGGCCCCUUGGGGGCCCCUGCAAACCUCCUUGGGGCCCCUCUUGGCUCCGUCAGCAGCAGCAGCAGCAGCAGCAGCAGCAGCAGCAGCAGCAGCAACAGCAGCAGCAGCAGCAGCUCGGCAGCUGCCAUGCGGGGGCCUUUUGCUGCGGCCCCGCCGCCCCCCGCUUGGCCCCGCCUUCCCCGGUGUUCAGAACUUCGCAGCGCUGCUGCACACGCAGCAUUCGCAGCAGCAGCAGCAGCAGCAGCAGCAAAAAGAACUCCAGCAGCAGCAGCAGCAGCAGCAGCAGCAGCAGCAGCAGACGCGGAAGCCGCCGUUCUCUGUGUGCAUUGUUGGCGCGGGCCCCAGCGGGCUUUACUGCGCAAAGAUGCUGCUGCGACUCGCCGGGAGCCCGCAGCAGCAGCAGCAGCCGCAGCAGCAGCAGCAGCAGCAGCAGCAGCCGCAGCAGCAGCAGCAGCAGCAGCAGCAGCAGCAGCAGCAGCUGGAAAUAGUGGUUGUGGACUUGCUGCCAACUCCCUUCGGCCUCGUCCGCUACGGAGUUGCUGCAGAUAAACCCGAAGUCAAAGUUGUGGCCAACGAGCUGCAGGCAAUUCUCCAGUCCCCAGGCGUCAGCUUCCGAGGAAAUGUCCGCCUGGUCAGUUUGGGGCUUUCCGUUUGGGGCUGCAUGCGCGCAGUUGCUGCUGCUGCUGCCGUGCUGCUGCUGCUGCUGUGCUGCUGCUGCUGCCGUGCUGCUGCUGCUGCCGUGCUGCUGCUGCUGCCGUGCUGCUGCUGCUGCCGUGCUGCUGCUGCUGCUGUGCUGCUGCUGCUGCCGUGCUGCUACUGCUGCCGUGCUGGUGCUGCUGCAGCUGUAGUGCUGUUGCUGCUGUUUCCGUGCUGCUGCUGCUGUUUCCGUGCUGCGGCUGCUGUUUCCGUGCUGCUGCUGUGA
This is a messenger RNA of Eimeria necatrix, 966 nucleotides long. Its product is annotated as mitochondrial NADPH:adrenodoxin oxidoreductase, putative. The record is from RefSeq and is a predicted model, not a curated record. NCBI's taxonomy places the organism in Eukaryota, Apicomplexa, Conoidasida, Eucoccidiorida, Eimeriidae. The transcript has 2 exons. The coding region runs from base 1 to 966 and encodes 321 amino acids. Gene Ontology annotation, molecular function: oxidoreductase activity.